Messenger RNA from Vitrella brassicaformis, 2213 nucleotides. The record is from the annotation of a GenBank genome assembly. NCBI's taxonomy places the organism in Eukaryota, Vitrellaceae.
GCUUCUGGGAACUUGAGCCGGCGCCAGCCGUCCGCGCUGCUGACCCGCAAACGACACUUCCCCCUUCUCUGGGUCUGCCCGACCCCUCAACGCUUCAAUGGAUCCUCUGCCGAACUCAUCUUUGACUAGAUCUGAUCCUGGCAGUGCGGAUGACUCGUCUGAUGAGUCUUGCAGACGGCAGCGGUCUCAAUGGCCCGCGCCAGGCGGCUCUCAACACCGCAGCAGCCUCGCACUUUCAUCCCCUCCACCACGCGGCUGGAGUCUUAUGCGAGGCUUCAUGCUCGUCCUGCUCUUCUUCAGUGCCCUUUCCUGGAGGUCGAUGACUACAGCAGCUGAGGCAGUGCAACGACAAUGGCGCAACAGCCACCCGUCGGCAUUUCUCCCGCCCUCGGCAAUGCGGCCAACCCAGCAUGAUAGAGGAGCCUCCAAGAGGCCGACCUGCGUUGGCGUGAGUGGGAACCGAGAUCUGUUGGUGGUGCCUGGCGAGAGGGAGAGGCAGUCGCGGAUAUUCUUCAACCCCAUAUGGUCGCCCUACGUGGUGCGGCCGACGGUGCGGAAGCAGGUGGACAGGGACGUGUGGAUAUUCGAGCAGGAGCUGGGGCUGCUCAACGUCACCGAGGUCAUCAGGUACUUACAGCACUAACUCGCACGAGUGACAAGACAGACAUGCCUGCAUCGGGUGGGUGGCAUUAUGCGGGCUGUGUGAGUGUGCAGGAUGACAGCCAUCCGUCUGCAGGAGGGUGGGCUCUUCAUCUACGCCCCGAUCGCUCCGACAAAGGAGUGCAUCCGACUCAUUGAUGAGCUCAACGAAGGUCGGUGGGCUGGUGGGGCAGCCGGGCCACCCACACCCACAGCCACACACAUGCACGCACAGAUACGGCAUUGCUCUGUACUUCCUCCUCACUGUCAGAGGUCAAAUAUGUGGUUCUGCCGGUAACUGCCGUCGAGCACAAGCUCUUCACCAAACCCUUCGUCAACCACUUCACGCAGGCCAAGGUCUACAUCGCCCCUGGCCAGUUCUCUUUCCCCCUCCCCCUGCCGCUGGGCUUCCGCGUCAACGCCGAGCUGCCCUCGUCCAGGGGGCCGCGCGAUGCGCGCCUGCCCUUCGAGAACGAGAUUGAGUUCGAGACCUUCUCGUUCAACACGCCGAUUGGCAACAGUGUCGAAGUUAGUGAGAGAGACGAAGACAGGCCUCCCGGAGGGGACAACAUUUGGCUGUGUGGGUGGGUGUGCUGGCAGGUUGCGUGUUAUCACAAGAGAUCAAACACCCUGCUGACCACUGAUUCGCUGCAGUUCGUUGACGCCAAGAAGAGAACACCCGAACAGAUAUGGACUGCACUGCAGGUGGGCCGGCCACACCAGCACGGCAAAACGAUGUGGCCUGGCUGCUCUCAGUCAGUCACUGACUCGUUCCUCUCUGUCUGUCUGUCUGUCUGUCUUGAUGUUGUGUGUGCAGGUGUUCUUCAUCCUGGCGCCACGUAACGAGACGAACAGCGGCUUCUUCUACAACGUGCCCGAGGGCUUCAACGGUGUCCUCAACAGACACUACGUGCCGCCACAGCUGAGGAAAUGGGUAUCGUCGACACACGGCAUAACAGAGCCAUCCAUCCAUCCAUCACUCCGUCUGCUGACUGACACAGGUGUUCGAGCUAUCACCCGUUGCUGCCCGCGCGUGGGUGGAUCGUGUGUCGAGGUGGCCCUUCCGGCGGCACAUAUCGUGCCACUUCGACUCUCCGACGCGCCUGAACCCCUCCCAGUUUCGCGCGGCUUUCUCUUUCCUCGACGACCCCUCACCGUUGUCGCCAUCGGCUCCAUUCCCCGAGGGCCGGGCGCCCUUCAUCGAGUCGGUCGAGAGAUUCCUGAAGCAGACGGUGUUCAAGGGCAGGCUCACGUGAGUUGGACAGGGGAUGGAUGGCUGCAUGGAUGUGAUUUUGCGUCCGGGUUUUGGCGAGUGUUUUGGCGAGCGAGGGACUGACUGGCGGCACACAGACAGUGCUGUGCUGUGUGUACAGAUGGACGGUGUGGUGGCUGUCGUCUGUCAAUCAAUGCAUUGAGGUGUGGCUGUCUUGUCAGUCAGUGUAUAGGCCUGUGGGUGGCGACGCUUAAGCAUAAAGGGACCCUCAUGUGUUCGUGAGUGAGCCAUCGAAUUAAGUCAGUUAAAUGGAGAGAGACGACCCAGACUUCCCGACAAGGCAUACAUACAAGGCAUACAA